This is a messenger RNA of Bombus impatiens (common eastern bumble bee), 1959 nucleotides long. It is a transcript of the gene hfw, whose product is annotated as protein halfway. NCBI's taxonomy places the organism in Eukaryota, Metazoa, Arthropoda, Insecta, Hymenoptera, Apidae. Gene Ontology annotation, cellular component: plasma membrane. The transcript has 9 exons. The coding region runs from base 427 to 1959 and encodes 510 amino acids. The record is from RefSeq and is a predicted model, not a curated record. Gene Ontology annotation, molecular function: protein binding.
ACAAAAGAUGAAAGCAAAGUUAGGAAAGGAGGAUAACAGUGAUUCUAGUGAUGGAGUAAUUUAUCGUUUGUACAGGGCCACCGAGUGUAAUAAGCGACGCGUUCUGCCACUAGCUAACCAAUUUUGAUUCAUUAAUAGGUCGACCUGUAUGACCUAAAGUGUCGGAGACUGCUAAACGAAUUAAUUUACCCACAUUCUUUUAGUGCGAAUACGCAAUAUGUGUGCCUUUCUUACACAGGAACAAAAUUUUGUUUAUUCUCAAUUGUGAUUAUUUUUAUCCGUGAGUUAUCUCUAUCAGUUGCAUACAUAACGUUGUUCUACAUCGAAUGGAAAACAAUACAACUUAAAAAUUACUUCGCAAUGUAGAAGAAUUUUUUGCCAGUUUUAUUAUAAAACUGUGCAAGAUGAAGUGAAACACGGCAAUGUAUGUUCGAGUUAUGUUCGAGAGAUCAAUUGGAUUUGCAGAUGCAGUGGUUUGCCAUAAUGGUGUGUUUAUAUGCUGGUGUAGCAAGUGCAAGGACAGAAGAAGAUCAACAAACAUCCUCUUCAACUUCGAUUAUUGGGAUAUCUGAUGGUCUUUUAGAACAAUGCUUUUACCGGCUAUCUAGUGAAUGUCCUGAUGUUAAAACAACUCGAUGUUCUUGUAAGAAAAUUGUUUUGGCCCAUAAUAAUCCCGAGGGCAAUGCUGUACUUUGUUGCAACUUGGAUGUUCAGAACUUUGAAUUGGAACUUUCCUGUGCAGGAUUUCCAUCAAACAUAUCAUACAUACAUAUAAGAAAUGCAACAUUGGAUGUAUUCAAUGUAAGUGAAAUUCGGUGGAGAAGGCUAAAGUCACUUGCAAUUACCGAUGGUAAAAUUAAUAGAGUGAAGGGACAAUUUCGAAUGAUGACACCAACAGUUUGCUUGAAUCUUUCAAACAAUGCUCUCAUCGAAGUAGAGAAUAAUUCACUUACUCGAUUAGCUCAACUCACUACUUUGGAUUUGUCUUAUAAUAAUCUCACACAUUUACCAGCCUUAAAUACAAUGAAUGGCCGAGAAUUUUGGCUUGAUAUUUCAGGAACAAAUACACUUUGGUGUCAUGACAUUUACCAAUAUAUUAAUAAAACAGGAGAAAAGCAAAUUAAUUUCAAUCAUGAAAAUGAAACUGUAUGUUCAGCUAGUAAGACUUGGCAUUGGUUCAACACUACAGAACAAGUUCCAUUGAAACAAGUUCGAUAUCUUAGUUUGUUGCAAACAGAAUGUCCAAAAGGUGAUACAUGGCAAUGUCAAUGCAACUUCAAAAGAUUGGAUAUUGUCGAAGGUAAACCACCGACUUUAGCGGUAAAUGUAGAUUGUAGCGGAAUUCAAAUUACCGAAUUACCUGAAAAAUUACCACGCAAUACUAUAUCCCUGAAUGUAUCAUAUAAUAAUAUCACUGCAUUAGAUGAUCUGAGUACCAAUCCAUGUUAUGAAGAUAUAAGAGAGUUUUAUGCAGACUAUAAUCAUAUAUCGUCUAUAAAUAAAUUAGAAGGGUCCAAAUUUUUAGAUAAUUAUGCUUUCCUUAGUUUAAGAUACAAUAAAAUUAAAUCUCUUCCAACAUACAUUUUAAGCCCUAAUACUCAUGACAAAAGUUUUAUCAGUUCGCGAUUAGUAAAGCUUGGGGGAAAUGAAUUACAUUGUGAUUGUAACACGGCCAAGUACCUAAAGGUAUGGUUACAAACUCGCAUAUUAGAUUCUGAUGAAGUAUUAUGCGAAAAUGUAAAGGAAAAAGUUGUUGACUUAGAACCUUCAAAAAUGUGCGUUUAUCCUGGUGAUUGGACAGAUUAUAUUUAUUAUAUUAUUGCUACAGAAGUCGUGCUAUUGAUAAGCUUGAUAGCUAAAGUAUCUUAUGAUUAUUGGAUUUUUAAAACGGCAGGCUACCUUCCAUGGCCAGCAAAUAAAAUGCCGAAACUACCUUGUGAUUGGCUAUGUGAAACGUAA